AUGAUUCCAAUCGCAACCGCCACCGUGGCAUACUCACAGACGUUCGGCGCAGCCCUGUUCAUCAGCCUUAGCCAAAUCACCUUUCUCACCUUGCUUCGCCCAGCGUUGCGCACUCAUGCACCCAAUAUAAAUGCACAAGAUGUCAUUAACACCAGUGCAACGAAUUCCCUCGCCAAGCUCUCAGCUGGGGCUAACAAUGCCGAUACAAGAAGUGGUGUGCUUCUAGCGUACAACCAGGCGGUUACAAGGACAUUCUACCUCGCUGUGAUAUGUGGAGUUUGUGCCUUUGUGACGAGUUUGGGACUGGGGAAGACAAAGGCAGAAACGAAGAAAGAGAAGAAGAAUAACGAUGCCGAGAAUCGGAUUGAGAACGAGGAGAAAGACGAGAGUCGGAGCGGCCUGGAGGGAAGUGAGAGAAGCAAGAACGAAACAGGGCCACACGGCGACAGCGUCAACAGUUCGCCGCAGCCGAGCCGUAUGGCAUCGUGA
Messenger RNA from Cladophialophora bantiana CBS 173.52, 489 nucleotides. RefSeq lists its product as uncharacterized. The transcript has a single exon. The coding region runs from base 1 to 489 and encodes 162 amino acids. The record is from RefSeq and is a predicted model, not a curated record. Lineage: Eukaryota; Fungi; Ascomycota; Eurotiomycetes; Chaetothyriales; Herpotrichiellaceae.